AUGGAGUGCCUGGAAGUGACCAGUUUCCUUCCUACAGGGGUUGCCAGAGGCCAAAGGGACCAAUGCCAGGCUUCUGGGAGGUGGCUCCAAGAAGGAGGCCAAGAAUGUGAGUGCAAAAGACACCAAAGACACCACAGGAAGCCAACCAAGCCCUUCAGAGCCUGACAGCAAUUUCUCAGACAAUGUCAGCUGGCAAGCUUUGCUCUGCCUUUAUAG
Messenger RNA from Dama dama (fallow deer), 216 nucleotides. RefSeq names its product C-X-C motif chemokine ligand 17 (gene CXCL17). The record is from RefSeq and is a predicted model, not a curated record. Gene Ontology annotation, biological process: macrophage chemotaxis; positive regulation of vascular endothelial growth factor production; positive regulation of monocyte chemotaxis. The transcript has 3 exons. NCBI's taxonomy places the organism in Eukaryota, Metazoa, Chordata, Mammalia, Artiodactyla, Cervidae.